Messenger RNA from Raphanus sativus (radish), 1119 nucleotides. RefSeq lists its product as uncharacterized. The transcript has a single exon. Lineage: Eukaryota; Viridiplantae; Streptophyta; Magnoliopsida; Brassicales; Brassicaceae. The record is from RefSeq and is a predicted model, not a curated record. Bases 1 to 1119 code for a protein of 372 amino acids.
AUGGGUAGAAGAUGUCGCCAGCAGGACAAAGCCCUACCCGAAGCACGACCAGAAACCCUCAAGCCGACGAGGAGCGAUCGUGACGAGGCCUUCCACCCUAGGCAUGGGAAGGAUACCAGUAAUCCAAGCAGGGGCAGGUAUCAGAACAGUCCUCUACCUAGAUCCGAAGGGAUGAUGGUAUCAACAUGGCCUGAUAUCUCUCACCUUGCGAUAACAAAGUCGGAGCUGAUCUGUGUCUUACGAAAAAUGGGUCCUCAAGUCAAAUGGCCUUCAAAGAUGAAGGCCUCGAACGCGAACCACAAUCCCAAACGAUGGUGUGAUUUCCAUAACGAUCAUGACCACACCACAGAGGAAUGCAUAGCCCUGAAGCUGGAAGUUGCUGAGCUCCUCAAGAAGGGUCAUCUACGAGAGUUCCUCUCAGACAAGGCCAAGAAUCUCCUCAACAAAGAAGGCCAUGGCCUACCUUCUGAAGUGCUACCUGCACGGCCACCACAUCAGGACCAAGUGAUCCACGUCAUCUCACGAGGGUCAGCGGUCAGUGGAAUCAGCAGUGCUGCCGCCAAGAGAAGCACUCGGAAUGCUAGGAACAAUCUAGAAGCCGAAGGCCCUAAGUGUCUACUCCUAGGAACCGACGAAAUCAGCUUCACCAUGAAGGAGCAGGAGAAGGUCCUAGCUUCUCAUCACGACGCCCUUGUCAUUUCGCUUACCAUAGCAAACUACUUGGUUAAGCGAAUACUGGUGAACAAUGGGAGCUCCAGCAACAUCAUCUUCCACUCGGCUUAUGCCGACUUAGGACUGGAGCCUGAGGCCUCAACGAGAAAGGCGACCCCUCUCGUAUGUUUCAGCGGAGAAGUAAAGCAGACCCUUGGAGAGGUCAUGCUUCCAGUCUAUGCCGAAGGAAUAAACGAAGCAACGAAGUUCCUGGUCAUCGAUUGUCCUUCCUCCUACAAUGUGAUACUAGGAAGGCCUUGGAUCCACGACAUGGGAGCUGUACCCUCGACUCUGCAUCAACUAGUCAAGUUCCCUACUCCCUGGGGCAUCAAAGCAAUCAAGGGGGACCAGGAGAAUUCUAGGUCCUGCUAUCAGACCACCCUGAAAGGAAAGACCCAGGCCUUAUAG